UGAUCAGCAAAAAGGCAAAAUCUUUUCUUACUUUUUAGUCCUUUCUUUAUUGUUGGUUUGAAUUUGUUUUCUUGCUUUCACUAUAGUUUCAACUUCAGAUAAAGACUAAAGAAAACUUGCUGUCUCCAUCUGUUUUUUUCUCUCUGAACCAAUUCUUGAUUGAAAGCAAAGCUCUUGGUUUCUAGUAAAGUGGGGAGAUUUUUUCAGGAAUCUUGAGGUGAAGGAUUGGAUUUUAAUUUUGUAUCUUUAGUAACUUCAUUUUGGUUCAAAUAGAUGUAAAGAUGAAAUCUUUGAGGUAAAAGAUUGGAUUUUUGUUGUGUCUUUAGUUUCUUGAUUUUGGUUCAAAAAUAGGUGCAAAGAUAAAAUCUUUAAGGUGAAAGAUUGGAUUUUUAUUUUGUGUCUUAGGUUUCUUGAUUUUGGUUCAAAUAGAUGUACAGAUGAAAUCUUUGAGGUGAAAGAUUGGAUUUUUAUUUGUGUCUUAGGUUUCUUGAUUUUGGUUCAAAUAGAUGUAAAGAUGAAAUCUUUAAGCUCAGUUGGACUUGCUUUAAGUGUAGUAUUUGGUUGUCUUUUGUUGGCUCUUAUUGCUGAGCUCUACUACUUGUUAUGGUGGAAAAAUAGGAUUCUUAAAACAAAUCUUGAAGAUGGUUAUAGCAAUAGUAGCAAAGCAAGAGAGUUUUGUUUUAUGUUUUGUGGGAAAUCCUCGAGAACCUCUUUGAACACAAAUGCCUUAAAAUCCCAAGAAAUUUGUUCAUCUGAUACACAAUUAGUUCAUGAACCAACACAACUUCAACUUCAAGUUGGGUUAAAUGUGGAUUCAAAUAGUGAUUUUUGGUUCAAACCCUUUGGAGAUGACACUAUGGAUAAUGAGUUUAUGGGGCUUUGUGGGCCACCAAGAUUUUUGUUCACUAUCAAAGAGGAAACUAAAGAGGACUUGGAGUCUGAAGAUGGAAAAUCCAAGAGUAGAAAAGGAUCAAGAACUAGGAGUUUGAGUGAUUUAUGUCUAAGUGUUGAAACUCCAUUUUUAACUCCACUUGCUUCACCUUCUUGUUUUACUCCGCCUUUAAGUCCUAUUGUUAUGCAAAAAAAUGGAUUCAAUUUCAACCCUUUUCUUGAAUCAGCAAGUGAUGCUGAGUUCAACAAGUUUAUAAGGUCUAAUUCUUCACCUCCACCAACAUUUCAAUUCUUGAAGGAUGCAGAGGAAAAGUUUUGUAGAAGAUUUGUUGUGGAGGAAAAUGAUCAUGUGUCAUUUCAAGUUGAUCAAAAUCUUGAAGUUUCUUCAAGUUCAAAGAUGUGUAAAGAUCAUGAGGAAAAUAGUGGUCCUUUCAUCACACUCAUUUUUCCCAAGAGCAGAGAGGUACAACCUGAACAGCAUCAUGUACAACACUCAUCAAACUCUUCACAAGUACUACCGUUAUCUUCUCCACCUCCAAUCUUAAAGUUACCAAUCCAACAGGUGAACCAACAAGAGUAAAUUUUGUUUCAUGCCCCUCACCCCCUACCCCCAACCAUCCAUUUGAUUGUAUUAAAAAAAUGACUCAUUUUUCUUUGUUUUAUUAGUGUAUGAGUUUUAAAGCCUUUAUUUUGCUUGCAUCAUCUUGGUGAUUUUGGAGGUGAAGUUAAUGACUAAAAUCCUAAUGCCAAAAA
This is a messenger RNA of Solanum dulcamara, 1644 nucleotides long. RefSeq lists its product as uncharacterized. NCBI's taxonomy places the organism in Eukaryota, Viridiplantae, Streptophyta, Magnoliopsida, Solanales, Solanaceae. The coding region runs from base 515 to 1471 and encodes 318 amino acids. The transcript has a single exon. The record is from RefSeq and is a predicted model, not a curated record.